AGUGGUUGUUUUGGGGUAUCCAAUUCCUCCGUUCUCAUGCAGAGGAGGGGGGGGAGGGAAUGGGAGGGGAGGGGACGGGAGGAGGAAGUGAGUGACAGGAUCGCCGGGCUGUCUUUCUCUCAUACAAGAAGUGAGUGACAGGAUCCACAAAGAAGAAGAAGAAGAAAGAAAAAAAAGAACAAAAGUGAAGGCAUAUCAGGUAAGGAGGCGGUUAUGGAACAGGAAGAAAAGUUUGGAGAUCAAGAAGCAAGAAGAGAGCAAGGAACAGAGCGUGAGGGAAGGGUGGAGAAGGAGAACCAGGUGAUGGACGUGAUGAAGAUGAUGAACGUGAUGAAGAUGAUGGACGUGAUGAAGAUGAUGGACGUGAUGAAGGUGGAGGUAAUGAGUGAUGGAGUGAUGGAGAUGAUGGAGAUGAUGGAGAUGAUGAGGGUGAUGGGGGUGAUGGAGGUGAUGGAGGUGAUGGAGGUGAUCGAGGUGACGGAGAUGAUGCAAGUGAUGCAAGUGAUGCAAGUGAUGCAAGUGAUGGAGGUGAUGAAGACGAUAGAGGUGACUGAGGUGAUGGAGGUGAUGAAGGUGAUCGAGGUGAUGAAGGCCGAUAGAGGAGGAGAAAUAAAAGGAGCACCAACGGCAGCAGCACGAGGAGGAGGAGGAGGAGGAGGAGGAGAAGGAGAAGGAGGAGGAGGAGGAGAAGGAGAAGGAGGAGGAGGAGGAGAAGGAGAAGGAGAAGGACGAUGCAUAGAUUACGGUUCCAGUCCACACACGGCUACCCUUUUUGAAGAUUAACAAGUCUUUUUUCCCUCGAAUAGAAGGUACGGUCAUUACGGCCGUAUAUGGAGCAAC
Messenger RNA from Chara braunii, 840 nucleotides. Lineage: Eukaryota; Viridiplantae; Streptophyta; Charophyceae; Charales; Characeae. The record is from the annotation of a GenBank genome assembly.